AUGAAUAUUCAAGCACCUUUGUCUUGUCUUGUGACGUUUGUUUCCGCUUGUACAUGCUCUUCAUUCCACGCCUUUGUCUUACACGUACACUAUCAGAUCAGUCUUACCUUACAUGUGAAAGCUAUUCCGCCCACAUAUUUGCCAACCUGUAAAUCCCCAUGA
Molecule: messenger RNA, 162 nt
Organism: Trichoderma gamsii
Lineage: Eukaryota; Fungi; Ascomycota; Sordariomycetes; Hypocreales; Hypocreaceae
Exons: 2
Coding region: 1-162 (53 amino acids)
Source: RefSeq, a predicted model, not a curated record